Molecule: messenger RNA, 1313 nt
Organism: Stereum hirsutum FP-91666 SS1
Lineage: Eukaryota; Fungi; Basidiomycota; Agaricomycetes; Russulales; Stereaceae
Exons: 7
Source: RefSeq, a predicted model, not a curated record
CGCACGCGUUAUCCAAGAUAUGCGCGAUGGUCUAGCAGAUCGUAUGCAUGAUCCUGCCGCGAAACGCCAAAGGACAGAUCUAUUUGGCGAGGCAUCAUCGCGCGAUCAUGUGGCAAAAACUACUUCGGUGUCUGGUUCAAGAUCAACGCCUACAACUGAAGUCAUCCGACUCGACUUAGACGACUCUGAAUCAGAGCUUGAGAUCGAGAAGACUCCCGGGUCAGGUACCCAUCAAGGUACUGUUCAACGAAGCGCAAAGUCGCAAGGGAAGCAGAAAGCGACCGAUGUAUUGCCCUUCACGACACAGGGGCCACCCAAUCCCUCUAGAUCUCAACAAGGCUCUAUUGUUACUAUAUCUACCUCGGCCCUCCGAGGAGCUCCAGUUACACCUCACAGACCUUCAACGUCAGGAGCACAGAUCGUGACUCCCUCAACAACAGCGAGUGACGCUGGCUCGUCGUACGGUUUCAGACACAGAACUAAACCGCGUAUCACCCAGCAGUCUCCGACGCUAUCUGAGCCGGAAACUCAUUCAGGACCCUCUACUGCGCGAUCAGUCUCAUCCGCGAAGCCUUCUAUAGUGAGCGCUUUUGGAGUUUCAGGUGUACAACGAUCACCGUCAACCAAGCAGACGCCCACUGUCUUGCGUCUGCCCUGUAUCAAAACGUCCCCUAAGUUUGGAUUUCCAGCAUCAAUUAACGCUCGCGUAGCGUCAUAUUCACCGGUAUCAGUUUCGUCACUUCCCCAGCCCACCGACGCAUACCCACACAAAGGUUUCUACCCUCGGCACUUCCUCGAGUCCUUUUACGGAUGCCCUCGGAUCGCAUUCGUCGGUACUGCUGAGGGCGGCGGAUUGAAGAAGGAUGAUCGUCCUCGACGCGUCUGCUUUCCGCGGUUGGACUACAACCCCAGCCUUCCACUGAAACCGGGAUAUCCUGGAACCCUCAUCACAAACCGCAUGGAAAUCACGUCCAACGGUCCAUGGAACAUCUGGAUUCGGGCUCCAGAAAAGCCUUUAUGGCUCAAUGUCGGACUGUACGAGUGUACAAAAAGCAAACACCCGCUCACGGCAGACGAGUGGAAGUCAUUGUCGCUUACGGUCCGGAAUACAUGGGUAGCUUGCUUCCAUAGUCAUACCGGACAAUGGACUUGCUAUACGUCUAUGCGUGCGCGGAUGGUGCUGAGAAAGAAGGGUAUGAGUAUCACAGAGCAGUCCGUGAAGGACGAGAUGGCACGCCCGUCUAUAUCUGCAUUGAGUGUACAGGACGUCCACGAGGCCAUGAAUAGGGGUGACGAGCAUCUGAACGUCAUAC